Penicillium diatomitis is the source of this 1764-nucleotide messenger RNA. Its product is annotated as tRNA threonylcarbamoyladenosine dehydratase. Gene Ontology annotation, cellular component: mitochondrial outer membrane. Bases 1 to 1764 code for a protein of 587 amino acids. Gene Ontology annotation, biological process: cyclic threonylcarbamoyladenosine biosynthetic process. Gene Ontology annotation, molecular function: tRNA threonylcarbamoyladenosine dehydratase activity; ubiquitin-like modifier activating enzyme activity. The record is from RefSeq and is a predicted model, not a curated record. The transcript is spliced from 3 exons. Lineage: Eukaryota; Fungi; Ascomycota; Eurotiomycetes; Eurotiales; Aspergillaceae.
AUGGCACAGUCACACUCCAAAUGGUGGCACGGCUCCGAAGACGCCGAUCUCGACUACGGAUUCGAUUCUGACGAUAUGAAUGCUAGAUUUGCCCGACCUUCUUCUCGAUCUCGUCGCCGAACAUCGACCGAGGAGGAACUUGGGGACCGAGAAAGACAAUCGCGCGAAGACGAAGACUGCGAGGAAGGAUUUCUCAAAAACAUGUCAUCUUGGCUUCACCGACAGGCCGGGUCGCAAACAUCCCAACUUGCGACAACGGCGGUUCUGUCUGGUGCGGCUGUCGCGAGUGCCAUCUUUGGAUAUCAGGCCUACAGGCGGAAGGAGGCAGUUCACGAUCUGAAAGCUUCUAUUCCGGGCCUCGAUGAAGCACACCCUGCGACCAAGCUGACGCAGUACGGUGCUCCUGACCUGGGAAUUCCAUUGAGCAAAGAGGACGAGCGUGGCGCCGCACUUGCUCGUCGAGCGCAGCAGGGCGAUUACGAUGACGAUCUCAUUCUUGAACAACUCGCCAGAAACCGGGUAUUUCUCAAGGAUGAGGGUCUCGCCAAGCUUCGGGGAUCUUAUAUUGUGGUUGUUGGCUGUGGCGGUGUCGGAUCUCAUGCUGCAGCUUCCCUUGCUCGCUCUGGAGUUUCCAAGAUUCGGCUGAUCGACUUUGAUCAAGUCACGCUUUCCUCUCUCAAUCGCCAUGCCCUAGCCACACUUGCCGACGUCGGCACGCCCAAGGUUCACUGUAUCAGGAGGCGACUGGAGCAGAUUGCGCCGUGGGUCAUGUUCGACUGCCGCAAUGAGCUCUUUGGCAAAGAUGUCGCCGAAGAACUCCUCGGACCAUGGACCUUGACUCAUGAAGGGGAGGGCCGUCGCCCAGACUACGUGCUGGACUGCAUCGACAACAUCACGUCCAAGGUGGACUUGCUGCACUAUUGUCAUAAAAAUGGGUUGCCCGUGAUCUCGUCAAUGGGAGCAGGGUGUAAGUCCGACCCGACUCGUGUUGUGGUCGGGGAUAUCUCGACAAGUACAGACGACCCUCUCUGUCGGAGCACGCGACGCCGUCUCAAGAUGCUCGGUGUCAACACCGGCAUCCCCACUGUGUUCUCCACCGAGCGAACUGCGCCGGGCAAGGCGAGCUUGCUUCCACUUCCUGAGGACGAGUUCAGCAAGGGAAAAGUGGGCGAGUUGAGUGUGUUGCCUGACUUCCGCGUGCGCAUUUUGCCCGUCUUGGGCACAAUGCCUGCGGUCUUUGGCUACACCCUGGCCAACCAUGUGAUCUGUAGCGUUUCCGGGUACCCGCUCGACUACAACACGUCUGGCAAGGGUCGUGAAAAGAUGUACGACUCAAUCCUGGCCUCGCUCUCCGGAUUCCUGGAGAAGCAAGUGCGUCAGGUCGGUGGAGAAGAUCCAGUUGGUCUUCGUCUCCCCAUCAGUAAGGAUGAUAUCCAAUACCUUGUGGAGGAGGUAUACCGUGGCAAAAGUGUUGUGACGGGUCUACCCAACCGCCUCGUACUCAUGCCGUGGACGGUCCCCGCACAAGGCUUCCACAUGGACCUCACUUGGGAAAAGGACGGGCAGAAGCUAUUCAAGCUUGACCCGUCAGACCUGGUGUGCAUGACCAAGGACGAGGCGACUCGGCAUGAACGGGAGGUCCUGCGCGGUGAGAAGAGUGUGGAGGACCUGUACGACGAGGUCAUCUUGAACCGGGUGGCCCUGCGUAGGAGGGAGAUUGAAGAGUGGAAAAGGCACAAUGAGGGAUAUUUCCAGGUGCAAUAG